AUGUCAGAUGAGAGUGGGAUUGGUGGGACAGGAAUAGCAGUGAACCAAGCAUUAAGCGCUGUUAGUGCGUUCGCAGCUUUUCUUCCUUGGUUCGAUGCAGUAAAUAAAGUAAUUGAUGAAAUUUAUGGUAUUUAUGAUGCAGCAGAAUAUAAUAGAAAAACAUGUCGUGUCCUAGUAGAUCAUUAUAUAAAAACAUUUAUAAAACUUCACAGAAUUUUAAAAAAUAUUAAAGAAUUUGUUAAUAAUGUUUCACAACUUAAAGGUCUUUCAAAAUUUUUUUAUGCCAAAGAUAUAAAAUCAAAAUGCCUUUUAUUAAUAGAAGAAUUAGAAGUAACAUGUAAUGAAUUACAAUUUGGUAUUAUUGUUUCGAUGGAGGAUAGAGCCCUUGAACAAAAAAGUUUAUCAGAUGAUGUAAAUAAUAUGACUGAGUUUCUUAAAACAAUCGAGGGUGGUGUCAUAGAUACGAAAAAUCAGCUUAAAGAAAAUACUGAAGUACUUGAAACCGUAAAAGAUCAAAAUGAUGAAAUUAAGAUAGCACUUAACAUAAUUUUUGAGGAAGUUAUUGAAAUUAAAAAGAAAAUGUACAAAAGAGAAAUUUCAUUAGUUGCACCGCAAAUUGAAAUGAAUAGAUUAAGAGAAGAUAACGACCGAACAUCAUUAUCAGAAAACAGAAAAAUAUUUAAACGUUUUUAUGGUGGAAUAGAAGUUGCAUGCAAACGAAUCAGCAUUCCUAAUGAUGAUGAAAAAUGGAAAAUGACCAAAAAUCGUAAUAACGUUUACAAUGCAAAGCUUGCAAAUUUUGAUCUUAGUAGACAAAGAAAUGAAAAUAGUAUUAAAAUUGUAAGCAUUAGUGAGAUAAUUCCUUGGUUAGCACCUGAAAAAAUGGGUUCUGAUCCUAGCCAUAAAGAUAUUAUCAACGGAUAUACAAAAAUAAUUCGAGCAGCUUGGGCGCAUGAAGCAUCUGAACGACCAAGUAUUAAUGUUUUCAAUACCGAACUUUACCAACUAAAUAAAUUAAUUGACAGUAUAGAGGAUUCUAACUACAAUACUGAUGAAAAUAUUCCUACAUCUGAAGAAACGAGCGAUGAUGAGGAUGCUAAUAAUGUCAAAGAGUUCCUGUCAUACUUGAAUAAAGCUGUUAUUAAUGGCAAUCCUUCGGCUUUAUUUAACUAUGGUGAUUUAUUCCUAAAUGGAAAACUUGGUAUUAAAAAGGACGAAGAAAAAGGAAUACG
Racocetra persica is the source of this 1232-nucleotide messenger RNA. Lineage: Eukaryota; Fungi; Glomeromycota; Glomeromycetes; Diversisporales; Gigasporaceae. The record is from the annotation of a GenBank genome assembly.